AUCUCUCCGCGCCGCCGCCGGAAGUUUGGCCCAGGUGAUGGCGGCGCGGAGCCGAGAGGGAGGAUGCUGGCGGGUCCCCGGGAGUGAGCGAUGACCCGCCUCCUGGUCGCGGUGCAGAGAGUCGCUUUGGCAGCCGUGCGCUGCAGCAGCGGCAGGCCGGGCAUGUUCUACGCCGUGAGGCGGGGCCGCAGGGCCGGGGUCUUCCUGACCUGGGACGAGUGCAGAGAGCAGGUGGACCGGUUCCCUGCCGCCAGGUUCAAGAAGUUUGCCACGGAAAAGGAAGCCUGGGCCUUCGUCAGGAACUCGGGGAGCCCCCAAGAUUCACAAGGCCGGAAAGAGGAACGUGCGCAGGAGCCACAGGCGAAAGCCAGCAAGCGGCCCCGGGAGGCCCCAGCCGCCAGCGAGGAGGAGGAGGAGGAGGAGCCUUGCGCGAAGCAGGGGAAGCCGGCCCCGGAGGCGACGGCUCCUGUCGGCAGGGACUCCUUCUCCUACGUGGGAGAACAUGUCGUCGUCUACACGGACGGCUGCUGCUCUAGAAACGGGCGGAGGCGGGCACGCGCGGGGAUCGGCGUGUACUGGGGGCCCGGCCACCCGCUAAACGUAGGCGUUAGACUUCCUGGGCGGCAGACCAACCAGCGUGCAGAAAUCCACGCGGCCUGCAGGGCCAUCGAGCAGGCGAGGGCGCAGAGCAUCGACAAGCUGGUCCUGCACACGGACAGCAUGUUCACCAUCAACGGCAUCACCAGCUGGCUGCCGGGCUGGAAGGAGAACGGGUGGAGGACGAGCGCCGGGAAGGAGGUGAUCAACAGGGAGGACUUCGUGGAGCUGGACCGGCUCGUCCAGGGCAUGGACAUCCGGUGGGUGCACGUCCCCGGUCACUCGGGCUUGGUGGGCAACGAGGAAGCCGACAGACUGGCCAGGGAAGGAGCUAAGCAGCCUGAAGUCUGAGCGGAGCCCCGGCUGUGGGCGGCGGGCCCUCCCGCACCGACUCAGGAUGGCGGCUGGGACCCGGGACUCUGCGCGGAGAAGCUGCUCCAGUGUGUGAUGGACGGAUCCCGUGUUCUUGGAGAUCUGAGACGCGUUUGGGGUUUCAGCGUUACGCUGCUCUGGGCUGGAUGCGGUUCUCAUUUGUCCCAUUGCAGCUCUCGGACUCCACGUGGUGGGGGUGCAGUAAUAAAACGCUGGCUGACUCCACGUGAUGAGGGUGCAGACCAA
This is a messenger RNA of Phyllostomus hastatus (greater spear-nosed bat), 1215 nucleotides long. It is a transcript of the gene RNASEH1, whose product is annotated as ribonuclease H1. Bases 91 to 948 code for a protein of 285 amino acids. The transcript has 8 exons. Gene Ontology annotation, biological process: DNA replication, removal of RNA primer. Gene Ontology annotation, molecular function: RNA-DNA hybrid ribonuclease activity; nucleic acid binding; magnesium ion binding. NCBI's taxonomy places the organism in Eukaryota, Metazoa, Chordata, Mammalia, Chiroptera, Phyllostomidae. The record is from RefSeq and is a predicted model, not a curated record.